GUCUGGCUCGAGGGGCGGGACUUUUCAUAGGAGACGUCAUAAGUGCGCGACUCUCGCUUCUACCUGGACAGCUAGGAAAAUGGUGGUGAUGGCGCGCAUCUCACGGCCCGAGCGGCCGGAUCUUGUCUUUGAGGAAGAGGACCUCCCCUACGAGGAGGAGAUCAUGCGGAACCAGUUCUCCGUCAAAUGCUGGCUGCGCUACAUCGAGUUCAAACAGGGCGCCCCGAAGCCCAGGCUGAACCAGCUGUACGAGCGGGCGCUCAAGCUGCUGCCCUGCAGAUGCCCCGUCUGUGGCUGGAUUACUGCCAGUUCCUGAUGGACCAGGGCCGCGUCACACACACCCGCCGCACCUUCGACCGCGCCCUCCGGGCCCUGCCCAUCACACAGCACUCUCGGAUCUGGCCCUUGUACCUGCGCUUCCUGCGCUCACACCCCCUGCCGGAGACCGCUGUGCGAGGCUACCGGCGCUUCCUCAAGCUGAGUCCUGAGAGCGCAGAAGAAUACAUUGAGUACCUCAAGUCGAGCGACCGGCUGGAUGAGGCCGCCCAGCGCCUGGCCACCGUGGUGAAUGAUGAGCGGUUCGUGUCCAAGGCGGGCAAGUCCAACUACCAGCUGUGGCACGAGCUGUGUGACCUCAUCUCCCAGAACCCAGACAAGGUGCAGUCCCUCAACGUGGACGCCAUCAUCCGCGGGGGCCUCACCCGCUUCACCGACCAGCUGGGCAAGCUCUGGUGCUCGCUGGCCGACUACUACAUCCGCAGCGGCCACUUCGAGAAGGCUCGGGACGUGUACGAGGAAGCCAUCCGGACCGUGAUGACCGUGCGCGACUUCACGCAGGUGUUCGACAGCUACGCCCAGUUCGAGGAGAGCAUGAUCGCUGCUAAGAUGGAGACGGCCUCUGAGCUGGGGCGCGAGGAGGAGGAUGACGUGGACCUGGAGCUGCGCCUGGCCCGCUUCGAGCAGCUCAUCAGCCGGCGGCCCCUGUUGCUGAAUAGCGUCCUGCUGCGCCAGAACCCGCACCACGUGCACGAGUGGCACAAACGCGUGGCCCUGCACCAGGGCCGCCCCCGGGAGAUCAUCAACACGUACACGGAGGCCGUGCAGACGGUGGACCCCUUCAAGGCCACAGGCAAGCCCCACACCCUGUGGGUCGCAUUUGCCAAGUUUUAUGAGGACAACGGGCAGCUGGAUGAUGCCCGCGUCAUCCUGGAGAAGGCCACCAAGGUGAACUUCAAGCAGGUGGACGACCUGGCGAGCGUGUGGUGCCAGUGCGGGGAGCUGGAGCUGCGGCACGAGAACUACGACGAGGCGCUGCGGCUGCUGCGGAAGGCGACGGCGCUGCCCGCCCGCCGGGCCGAGUACUUCGACGGCUCCGAGCCGGUGCAGAACCGCGUGUACAAGUCCCUGAAGGUGUGGUCGAUGCUUGCCGACCUGGAGGAGAGCCUCGGCACCUUCCAGGCGUACGAGCGCGGCAUCUCGCUGUUCAAGUGGCCCAACGUGUCAGACAUCUGGAGCACCUACCUGACCAAGUUCAUCGCCCGCUACGGCGGCCGCAAGCUGGAGCGGGCGCGGGACCUCUUCGAGCAGGCGCUGGACGGCUGCCCUCCCAAAUACGCCAAAACCCUGUACCUGCUGUACGCGCAGCUGGAGGAGGAGUGGGGCCUGGCCCGGCAUGCCAUGGCCGUGUACGAGCGCGCCACCCGCGCGGUGGAGCCCGCGCAGCAGUACGACAUGUUCAACAUCUACAUCAAGCGGGCGGCCGAGAUCUACGGCGUCACCCACACCCGCAGCAUCUACCAGAAGGCCAUCGAGGUGCUGUCGGACGAGCACGCGCGGGAGAUGUGCCUGCGGUUCGCGGACAUGGAGUGCAAGCUGGGGGAGAUUGACCGUGCACGCGCCAUCUACAGCUUCUGCUCCCAGAUCUGCGACCCGCGGACGACCGGCGCCUUCUGGCAGACCUGGAAGGAUUUCGAGGUGCGGCACGGCAAUGAGGACACCAUCCGGGAGAUGCUGCGCAUCCGCCGCAGCGUGCAGGCCACGUACAACACGCAGGUCAACUUCAUGGCCUCCCAGAUGCUCAAGGUGUCGGGCAGCGCCACGGGCACCGUGUCCGACCUGGCUCCGGGGCAGAGCGGCAUGGACGACAUGAAGCUGCUGGAGCAGCGGGCAGAGCAGCUGGCGGCCGAGGCGGAGCGGGACCAGCCCCCGCGGGCACAGAGCAAGAUCCUUUUUGUGAGGAGCAAUGCCUCUCGCGAGGAGCUGGCCGAGCUGGCCCAGCAAGCCAACCCAGAGGAGAUCCAGCUGGGCGAGGACGAAGACGAGGACGAGAUGGACCUGGAGCCCAACGAGGUGCGGCUGGAGCAGCAGAGUGUGCCGGCUGCAGUGUUUGGGAGCCUGAAAGAGGACUGACUGUCCUCCCCCUCCCUACCCUCACCCCUACCCCCACCCCCAAAUACAGCUUCAUUUGUACAA
Messenger RNA from Oryctolagus cuniculus (rabbit), 2472 nucleotides. NCBI's taxonomy places the organism in Eukaryota, Metazoa, Chordata, Mammalia, Lagomorpha, Leporidae. The record is from RefSeq and is a predicted model, not a curated record.